Neolamprologus brichardi is the source of this 2079-nucleotide messenger RNA. NCBI's taxonomy places the organism in Eukaryota, Metazoa, Chordata, Actinopteri, Cichliformes, Cichlidae. The record is from RefSeq and is a predicted model, not a curated record.
AUGGAUCUUCAUCUUAAAGAAGAUAAUUUUGUGAGAAAGACCGAUAAAUCCACCAGCAGCUUUGAUGCUUUAUAUCGAAGUACAUAUCCAGAAUACCUCCAGUACAUAUACCUGGUUGCUCCUGUAUCCCUCAUGCUCCUCAAUCCCAUCGGCUUUGCUCUUUGUGAGGUGCAGAGGUGGAGACAGGCCAGCCAUCCACAGCGCAGUAGUCUUGGCAUCCUGGGAGUUGUUGUCUUACAGGUGUUGAAGAACCCAAUAGUGUUCAUGGUGAUAGUGGGAAUCAUUUCUCACUUUGCGCUGGGCCAGCAGAUUCCUGCUGUGUUGUCAGAGUUUAUAGAUGGUCUGGCCAACUCUUUUGGAGGGGCAGCGUUGUUUUACCUUGGCCUCACUAUGGUUGGUCAGCUUAGAAAACUAACCAGAGACACUGGAGUUGCCUUGAUAUUGCUCAUCACAGCCAAACUCUUGAUAAUGCCGCUGGUCUGUAAAGACAUGGUGGAUAUUCUGGACACUGGAGUGAACAGCACGAGUGCCAAUCACACAAGUUUGUCCAACUUUGCUUUCUUAUAUGGAGUUUUCCCAACAGCCCCCAGUGUGGCCAUCUAUGCUGGACACUAUAACAUGGAGUUAGAAGUGGUAACGUCAGGGAUGGUAAUCAGUACAUUCUUGUCGGCACCAAUUAUGUAUGUGUCCGCCUGGCUAUUAACAAUCCCUUUAAUGGACCCAACCCCCUUGGUUACAGAGCUUGAAAAUGUAAGCUUCAACAUCAGCAUUGUCAGCCUUAUAGCUCUGGUGUGGACCAUAGCUGUGAUGCUGCUCAGCAGGAAAUUUAACAAACUCCCUCACCUAUUUGCGCUAAAUCUGUUCCUGGCCCAGUUCCUAGUGUGUGUUAGCAUGAUCCUGUGGAACUUCUUGGUGAAACAAGAGGACAACCUGCUCGGCAAAAUUCUCACCUUCACUUUGCUCUAUGGGUCUCUUUACAGUACAUACAUUUGGACAGGUUUAAUCCCUCUCUGUCUGGCUCUGACUAACAGAGAUGAUCUGCUGAGACUCCGACCAGGAGUCUUCAUGAUUUUGGGUUGGGGGGUUCCUUUCCUAAUGGUUGGUGGUCUACUCAUAUCAGGAGAGAGGACUGAUACGAUAGACUCUGCCUUCUUCUAUGGCAGAGCCCAGAUAAUCAGCACUGCAGUAAUUCUUGCGGUCAGCCUGGUUCUCGGUGCAAUAUCUUUGAUGGGUCUCAGCCAGGGAGACUGGGAGCAGAGCGGCUACCAAGCCCUGAGCAGAGCUACUGUAACAGGUAUCAAUGAUGAGGUGAGGGUCCCUGGUGGCCUGGAGGAUUCACACCAACAGCAAGAGCAGACACAGAUGUCAAAUUCACCUGCCUGUGGUAUCAACUCGGACCUCCACGGUUUCUCUCCUCUCCAGCCUAUACCUGAUAUGAUAGCCAGUACACAGAGGGACCACACGAACAGCACAGGCCACAUUGGGGCGCUGUGUGAUGGGCAUCAGCAAAGUACUUCCUCCUCUGAGCAGCCGCUGAAUCUUCCACCACCCGGGCUUCAAACCACAGACGAUAAACAGACUGUGAGACAUGUUCUGCUCUGUCUGCUGCUCAUUGUCAGCCUGCUUGCAAACCUGUCCAGCUGUCUGUGGUGGUUGUUCAACAAAGAUCCAGGAAGGCUCUACCUUGAACUACAGUUCUUCUGUGCUGUGGCUAACUAUGGACAGGGCUUUUUGUCCUUUGGGAUUUUUGGUCUGGACAGACACCUAAUCAUCUUGCCUUUUAAGAAGAGAUUGCUUAGCCUGUGGCAGGGCAGGGACAUUGAUGAUUUGAGUCUCUCAGGUGUACCAGAGGAGGUCAGGCUCACCUGUACUCAGUUUGUCCGCUACCACAAAGACCAGUGUGUACAAGACAUAGUACACACACGCAGGUUUGGAGGAGGACUGGAGGAUGAAAAUGAAGUUCUGAGACAUUCCUCAGCCCAUGAACCCCUUUACCUAAACACAAAUUCUAGUGAUCAGGCUCCGGUCUAUGCUGACUACUUGCAUGACUCAGCAGUAUGGACUUCUCCUCAGCAAUGA